GCUCCUCUCUCUUCCUCUCGUUUCCUCCUCCGUCUUGCCACCUCUCUGGCCGUGGCUCCGUCGUGUCUCUUUCCCUGGACCUCUCUCCCUGACGUGGUGACCGUGUGUGCCGCUUUCUCGCCCUCCAAGAGCGUGCACAUUGCGCGUUGCCACAGCCCCCGGACCCCGUCCCGUCUCCACGUCUGUCUUCCCGGUGCUUCGCGGACGCUCCUCAUGCCGCCAGCCCGGCGCGCAGCGGACGCGCCGCCCGGCGCCUACGCCACCCAGGUGCCGGCGUUCGACGAGCGCCAGCACUGGCACCUCUCGCGCCCCGGCAGCCAGAGCGGCGAUCCCUCGGCGCCGCAGCUGGUGCGCUCGCGCGUGCAGGCGCUGCCCGCCGACGCCGAGAUGCGUGCGGCACCCUCGCAGCAGCAGACGGCUGGCCCGUCGCAGCCGGCACCGCCGCGCCUCCUUUACCAGAUCCGCCUCGAGCAGCAGCAGCAACAGCAGCAGCAGCAGCAGCAAGAACAACAGCAGCGGCAGCAGGAGCACGAGCGCAUGCAGCGCGACGAGCACCACGCCCGGCGCUACGAGCACGAGCUGCGGCAGCGCGACGAGGACCACCACGCCCGCCAGGCGUACGAGCACCAGCGCCGGCAGCACGAGGCGCCGCAGCAUGCGCCGCCGCGUCCGUACGGCAUGGUCGGCGCCGGCUCGCCCGAGGAGGCCUUUGGCGCAUCAGCUCCGCUCUUCCCCGUGCGCCGCGACAUGCACAGCAAGGCCGACACUCAGCACGGCGCUCCGCUGCAUGCCAGCUCGUCGCUGCCGCAGAUGCACCCUUCGCAGCAUGCGCAGGCCAUGCUCUCGCCCGCCGACGAGCGCCGCCUGCCGUCGCAGUUCGGACCGGCGGCGCGCGAGCGGCGCGUCCGCACGCUCAGCGGCGCAACGUCGAGCCGCCUGCCGGCCUCGCUCGACGACCCUCGCGGCGUCGUGCACGAGCGCCUGCGCAGUGCCGUCAGCGACGAGGCGCGCGAGGCGUCGUCUUCGCUCCACCACCACGCCGAACGCCCGCUUUCGCGUAGCGCCGACUCCGACUGGGAGCGGCGGUACGUGCCAGCAGGCGCAGGCGCAGAGGCCGUGCAUUCGCCCGCCGAGCACCACCCGAGCCGCCCGGCCAUGCCAAGCAUGCUGCGCGACGUGCGCCUCCUCGACGAGCGCCGCGAGCCGAUGCAGGGUCAUGCCGGCGAGCGCAGCGCGGCAAUGCACACCAGCAGCCCCGGCCGCAACGCCGGCGGCGGAGCACCAUACCCCGGGCCGCCGCCCGGCGGCUCUGCGCCCAUGUCCGCGCGGAGCAUCUCCAGCUCGUCGAUGGACCACACGUCGGCCGGCACGCCGCUCCACGGCUACGCUGACGAGUAUGGCACGUCAUCGGCACCCUUCACGCGCCCGCGUGCCCUCACGGCCGCCGAGAAGCGGCGCGGCAACAGCGCCGCCAGCCAGAGCCGCCGCAUGGCACACCUCAUGAGCGAGCAGCGCCGCCGCGAGCACAUCAACCAGGGCUUCGAGGAGCUGCGCAGCUGCGUGCCGACGUGCGGCGACGGCGUCGAGAGCAAGGCAACGAUCCUGCGCCGUGCCAUCGAGGUGAGCGUUGUGAAGGUCACUGCAUCUACCGUCGGCUCACACCUUGACAGUACAUUGGCAAUCUCGAGGAGCUCGUGCGCCGCCAGGGUGGCAACCCAAGCAGCGUGCCGAUGGUCAAGCGCGAGGCACACUCCGUGUCGCCACCCGUGCAGUCGCCGUCUCUGGCCGCCGCCCGCUCGGCUCCGCCGGCGCCGUACAUGAGCAUGGCGGGCGACGCCGAGAUGAGCGGCCCGUCGAGCAUGCACGACCAUUCGCCGGCCUCGCGCCAUUUGGCCUGGUCGCCCGAGUACGGCAGUGUCCGCGAGAUGCCGCGCAUGAGCGCCCAACACCGGCCCGCCGAGCACGGCGAGCGCCUCGAGCGUGGCGGCAGCGCACUGGGCCUCAGCCUGGCGCCGCAGCACUUCGCACGCAGCGGCGGCGCGGCGGCAUACCAGCCUCGCAAGCUCGACGAGAGCGCGUCCGACUCGGGCGACGAGACGGAGCGCCGCAGCAACGCCAAGCAAGACGCCUCGCCCACCUCGCCGUCGCACCGCUUCACGCACGGCGGCGCCCGCGACAUCAGCGUGCAGUCUCUCCUCGCCCAGCCGU
This is a messenger RNA of Tilletiopsis washingtonensis, 2208 nucleotides long. RefSeq lists its product as hypothetical. The transcript has a single exon. Gene Ontology annotation, biological process: positive regulation of transcription by RNA polymerase II. The record is from RefSeq and is a predicted model, not a curated record. Bases 214 to 1821 code for a protein of 535 amino acids. Gene Ontology annotation, cellular component: RNA polymerase II transcription regulator complex. Gene Ontology annotation, molecular function: protein dimerization activity; DNA-binding transcription factor activity. Lineage: Eukaryota; Fungi; Basidiomycota; Exobasidiomycetes; Entylomatales.